Molecule: messenger RNA, 1491 nt
Organism: Centropristis striata (black sea bass)
Lineage: Eukaryota; Metazoa; Chordata; Actinopteri; Perciformes; Serranidae
Gene: mkrn4
Product: makorin, ring finger protein, 4
Exons: 8
Coding region: 53-1156 (367 amino acids)
Biological process (GO): protein polyubiquitination
Molecular function (GO): ubiquitin protein ligase activity; metal ion binding
Source: RefSeq, a predicted model, not a curated record
CUGCAGAGUUAAUUGGUUAGAGGAGCCAGCUGAAGACUAUUUAGAGAUUGAGAUGGAGGAAGUUUGGCGGCAUGCUCACAACACACGGAGGAUGGACUCGGGCCGCGGUGGAAGUAUCUGCCGACGUUUCUUAAAUGGCUCUUGCCAGUUUGGUCCAAGGUGUAAUUAUCGUCAUGAAUGGCCAGUUAUUCCGUCAGCCCAAAUAUGUCGCUACUUUCAGAAAGGUGGAUGCUGGUAUGGUGACCAAUGCAGGUAUCUCCACGUCCUUCAGCCUGAGGUUGCUGCAGGUCGAAGAGGUUCAGUGCCGACAGUUUCCUCCUCCAGAGUGGUGUAUACUCCACCUAUCAGGAGAGGGUCAGAGCCGGUCCUGCUGCAGGCCGAGCUGACGUCCAGGCAGCUCAUUAAUGUCUCUCAUCCUCACCACAGCACCAGACACCUCUCACCACAUAUUGCUGAGGAGCAACCACAAGUCUUUCUUUCAGAUUCUGCUGCUCCGCUUACAGCUCACUCACAAUCUGUUCAGAGCUCAGAAGUUGUUCAAGCAUGUUCAUCUAAUGGAGGAAACCAACAGGAGACGUCUCCCAGGGAGUGGACGGAGGCUGGUGCUGCAGCUGCAGCCUCGGGCCCCCAGGGGAGUCCUGAGGAAACGAAGGCCUUCCUCCAGAGUAAAGACCUGACCUGUGGCAUCUGCAUGGACAAGGUGUACGAGAAGAAUACUCCAAGAAACAAGACUUUUGGAAUCUUGCCCAACUGCAAUCACUGCUUCUGUUUACAAUGCAUCAUGACCUGGAGGAAGACCAAAGACCUGGGGCCGGACGUGGUCAAGCGCUGCCCGCAGUGCAGAGUGAGGUCGGCCUUUUAUGUGCCCCACAAACUCUGGGUCGAAGGUCAAGAGAAGGAAACCCUAAUCGCCGACUUCAAAAGGAAUUUCAGUAGGAAGAGAUGCAAUUACUACACGCGCUACAGAUGCUGCCCCUUCAAGAGCGAGUGCCUCUACUGGCAUGACAAGGAGCCCUAUCGCGGCUUGUUCCCUUAUUACACAGAGGAAGAGGAUGAAAUCUGCAGACCUCUGUUUGACGCCUUCAUCGCCCUGGCGUUCUUCAAUGAAAGUAGCGACGACGACGAUGACUACGACGACUUGUGGCUUCCCAUGUGACCGGUCUGAGGAAUGUGCUUUUUGAGCUUUUUCAUUCUUUCAGUGCCUGAAACCACUGAACGGGGUCUGUUUUGGCCCCAGAAGAACACACUGUGUUUGGACCCUUCCGUCAGUAUUGAAACCUCUUCUUCUCGAGCUGGGCUGCGAGCCAUGCACCACGGACGGCCCAGCUCGUUGGUUUCUCAUCAGUCAGACUGCAGCUGGUGGUUUUACGGGCUAGCACUCGUUCAACCGGAGAGACUCUGACCGGUGGAUCACCUGUUGGCACUCCCAGGUGUGAUGCAUCUUUAAUCUGUGGCCUCCAGUCUGGAUUUAUUUCACUCUGUGGCCACAGA